CCCCACUGAAGGCAAACUCCAAAAGCUUCACAAAGAAGCACUUUCGCUAGUUUAGGAUUUAUUUACCGAAUUACAGCGUUUUAAAUGAGUUCAAGUCAGUUAUUGGGGAACUAUAUCAUGGCUAAGUGGCAGAGGAGCACAUUACUAUCUCAAAUUAAACUUACAGGGAAGGAGUCACCUUGUCGCGAGCAUUUGGUCAGGCUGUCUUAUCGAUGGAUUUUCAGCCCCGGUUCUUCCUGUGGUAGAUAUACUCUGCAAAAAUCCCUAAAGUUAGGGUGUAAUAUUUUCCCAUGGAGCCACGCGGCUCGUGGUCUUUGUCGCAAGUAAUGAAUGAGAGGCUUAGGGGGUCCACACACGACGUUUGUAUGUGUCUUGGAAUCAAUCAAUAUUGACCAACAUCCUAGCUUAUUCUCGUGGUCCCUGUGGCCGAGCCGCCAAGAUCCCCCUCCCGAGGAUUUUUUUUCUCUCUCUUUUUUUCUCUGGGACGACUUAAUGAAUAGAGAACACAAGCGUGAAUAGUGAUGUCUUUAGGGUAUCAGCAAAUCAACUACAUCAACUACAGUGACAAAAAGUCUUAACGCCAAUUAGUCACCUUUAAAAAUAAAAAAUAAAACUGCUUUUCCAUUUUUUUUUAUUGUAUUUGAUUAUUCCGAUUCAAUUGCUUUUAAGAAAAAACAAUCUAAAUAGCUCUGCGUAUCAAAUAAAACCCUAAUGUGUGAGCUUCUCAUUUUUAAUGACGUAUGUGAGUGACCUUUUCUUCCUAAGAUGUCACGGAAAGUUUACACACGAAGGGUUGCGCUUGACAAGAAAUAUGCAUGGUAAUUUGUAUCACGCACCGCGAGUCUGCGAGUAUCAGCAGACGCGGUAUACCACGCUAUCGCUUCCCCUUAGGUCUUGCCAACCACGAUAACUACUACCUUUACCGCUGCCUUUACAGCUCCUUCGAGUCCUACAAUAGAAGUAUUUUGAUUGUGUUCUAGAAGCUUCGUGGAAGCUUUCGGAAGCCCGGGGAUUAGAACGAAAGACGAUCAAAUAACACUGUAAAUUGUGCGUGGAAAGCCUGAAGAAGAAGCGUGGAUAGGAACUAAUCUAAAUUACGAGAUGUUUGGUGAAAACGAAUGCACGAAAGUGACAGCGCCCUCCGAACUCUCGUUCUCAACCGCGACUCUGUCUAUUCUUAUCACCCUUACAGCAUUUCCCGGUAAUCUCCUUGUCAUACUCGCCAUAGCUAUCGAUCCUAAUAAAAAUCUAAGAAGUCCGUUCAACUUUCUCGUCGCCAAUUUAGCCGUAGCGGAUUGUCUUGUUGGAUUACUGGUGGGCCCCAUAUCUGCCGUGUGGCACAUGUGCGAGGGCUUGGGCAGAUGUGCGGAGUACGAGGCGGGGGUCGUUAGAUCCAUUCACAUGUCCUUCUUCAUCUCUUGUACGGCUUCGUUGUUCAGUCUAGCAGCUCUUGCCAUUGAUCGUUUUCUUGCCAUCACAACUCCAUUAAAGUACCGGCUGUUGCUGAGCCCGUGGAGGAUCGCCCUGGUGUCUACGGUUAUCUGGACAGUGGCGGUCUGUUUCCCAUUGAUUUAUCUUGAGGUCGGCUACAUUGCGUACACUUUUGUAUUCGCGAAUACGGCCGUCUUGGCAACCUUUGGAGUCUUGGUUUUCACUUACGUUAAGGUCUUCCAGAGUCUACGCGCCCAAGUGCUGCAGUGGGACCAGCUAGGAAAUAAUCGCAGUGCUAACGGCGUGCGACUCAGGGCCGUCCGAUGGGAGCAGAAGAUCACCAAGACCUUCCUGAUCAUGCUGGCGCUAUUCAUCGCGUGCUACCUUCCCUCGUGUAUCGUCAUCUACGUCAUGAACCUCUGCAAUCACUGCAGUUGCGUGAUGAUUCACGUGUUGCGUGACAUGCAACUCAUUCUCGUCAUGGCCAACUCAAGCAUGAAUCCGCUGGUCUAUGCCUACAGGCUCAAGACGUUCAGAAGUGCCUUCAAAAAGAUUUUACAGCGGUGUUUCAAUGCCUAUCGCCGCGCAAAGCAGGGGUCCUUUUCGCUCAGUCAGUCGCAAGAGUCAAGUGGGCUAUAAUUUGUACAACUGUGGAGUACGGCGCUCUGGCUCUGUUAGGGUGACAUCGCUUAUCUUAAACACGAGGUGCUGCUAUAAAAGGGAAAGCUCCUCCCACUACAGGGCUCAAAUUUGCAAUUAUAAUCAGAACACUGCCAAGCCAGGAGUCACAAAGUGUCUCUGAGCCUCAGUCGGAUGGAAGACAGUUGUGUGAAGAGAUUGAUAAAGUGAUUUGCUAUCCAUUGUGCAAAAUUUUAAAUUCGCGUUUUUCGCGCUGUGAUAAAAAUGCUCGUAAUUAAGAGUGCACACAGCUUGGUAUAGCAUUAUUUUACUAUAAAUAGAACCAUUUUAGAUGGACAACUCUAGGAAUGAUAUUCAAUUUGGUUUCGGAUAUGAAAUUUGAAUUAAGCUCUCAGAACAAUUGUCUUGACAUGUUGGCAAAUUGACGGAUGAUUGAUAACUGAUUGUUCUUUAGCCCGGGGGCGGGAGGAUCUUUCCCUUUUAUAGCGGAACCUCGUGUUUAAGGAAUGUGAGAGCGGGAGGGGAACACAUGAUGAUGGGGAAAAAUCUCUUGAGAUGGGGGUUGUAUUGAUGGUAGUGGAAAGGUGAGGACAUCACCAACCUUAACCAUACUGUUUAGGUAAAGACGCUUAAUACCUGAAGGCACAAUAGCCUGAUCCUCCAAGAAAUGUUGUACAUUUUUAUGGUCUAAAGCGCUUAAUAUCAUUUGAAAAGGUGUUUGAAGAGCAAAGCAACAAAACGUAAGUUAUAGAAAAAUAUAAAUAUUUUAAUUAAUGUACAGAUUUCUAAUACAUUUUCGGUUUUAUACUCUUUUCAAAAAUACCUUUCUAUGAUUAUCACAACAUCUUAUAAAGCAUUUCCUUUAAAUAAAAUGGGCACAGAUAAUUGGUUUAAUUGAUUUUCUAAUAAAAAGGAUGAAUAUCUUC
Molecule: messenger RNA, 2996 nt
Organism: Nematostella vectensis (starlet sea anemone)
Lineage: Eukaryota; Metazoa; Cnidaria; Anthozoa; Actiniaria; Edwardsiidae
Product: octopamine receptor Oamb
Exons: 4
Coding region: 1102-2070 (322 amino acids)
Biological process (GO): G protein-coupled receptor signaling pathway
Cellular component (GO): membrane
Molecular function (GO): G protein-coupled receptor activity
Source: RefSeq, a predicted model, not a curated record